UUAUGAUCUGCUUUAUCUGUUUUGAAUUAUAAGAUGUUCUAAUUCCGAAAUAAUUGUCGCUGGCGAAUUCUAGUGCAAGUUCAGGCACGUUACGAAAUUAACGUAGUUUCCCUUUUUACCCCCGCGUCACCCACAACGCUCACUCCACUCACCCUCUCUUCUUCCUGUCACCCUCGCUCUCGUCGCCCUCUCUUCUCCCCACCACCUCGCCGGUCACCACCUCGCCCACCUCGCCAGCCACCAUCUCUCCCCGUCGCCGCCAUCCACUCGCACCCCGCUCCACUCACACCCCACAUCCAGGGUCAAGCUUUGAUGCACCUGCUCUGGAUCUGGCGAUGGAGGCGGUGGAUGCGGGAGAUGGGGACGAGGCCGUCGCGGUGGUGUGCCUGGACCACAUCCUCAAGCACGCCGGUGGCGCCACGGAGGAGGCCGAGCGCAUCCGCCGCUGCCACAACGCCGACGGCGCCAUGGAGUACUGGCUCGAGCCGGAUGAGCUCGCGGCCCUGCGCCGGGAGGUCGGCGCCGACCCGUACUGGGUGCCGCCAGGGUGGAAGCGCGGAGACCCCGUGUCCGCUGACGGCUACGCGCUCAACGUAAAGAUGCAGGUGGAGGAGCUCAGCAAGGAGCUCGCCGGAGUAAAAAGGAGCAGAAAGGAGCAGCGAGCAGCGGCGGCUGACCUCGAGCUCUCGAUUGGAGUGGAGGGAGGCGGCCGACGAGGGAUCUGCGGCCAGCGGGGAAGGAUCCUGAGCUGCGGCGGAGCAGCCAGCCGAUGGGGAAAGGCGGCCGCCGACGAGGGAGCUCCGGACCGCGGCGAGGCAGCUUCCGAUCGCGGCGGGGAAGGGCGACCAAAGAGGGGAUCUGGCUCUCGAUUGGAGCAGCGCAGGCAACCUCCGGGGAAGGACGCCGGAGAUGCGGACGGCGGAGGAGCCUGGCGAAGGGAAGGAGCGACGGAGAAAGACGACGACCCGAGCGAUUUCAAAGCAGGGGCAGUUUUGUAAUUUCACUAGUUUUCACCUGGUCGGAAAAGACACCCCAGCGACAAUUAUUUCGGAACGGAGGGAGUAUUUGUUCACUUAUUUCAGUAGGUAUGUAGUUUAUAGUAUUAAAAUAUACAAAACAUCUUAUAAUUUGAAA
Messenger RNA from Triticum aestivum (bread wheat), 1134 nucleotides. RefSeq lists its product as uncharacterized. NCBI's taxonomy places the organism in Eukaryota, Viridiplantae, Streptophyta, Magnoliopsida, Poales, Poaceae. Gene Ontology annotation, biological process: reciprocal meiotic recombination; meiotic cell cycle; meiotic sister chromatid cohesion. The transcript is spliced from 2 exons. Bases 336 to 998 code for a protein of 220 amino acids. The record is from RefSeq and is a predicted model, not a curated record.